AUGGCAAGACUUUUGAAAUUCAACACCGCCCAUCUCCAGGCGGGCUCUAGUAUGCAACUCAACGUCUCUGACUUGAGGACUGCACUAGUAAAAAUCAAAGCCCAAGCUACACAUUCAGUUGCUAUGGUUGUGAAUCAUGACCUCUACGAUGAGCAAGAGCAAUCAUACCUGACACACAGAUCGGCGAGCCACUGCCAGACUCACGUUAAUGAAGGGCUUGCAGUACACAACGACACCGAAGACUCCACGACCCGAAACCAUCCGUACAAGGCUUUUGGUAAACCGCCCGGGGACUCUGCGCUCGGUCUCGCGAUCCAAGCCGCCAAUCAAGCUAGUCCGCCAUCGUCAAUGGAGGAUCUCUCGAGCCUAUGGUUCGCACGAGUUCUCAUUGCUGUAUCUCGAGAAGCCGCUCGUUGUUUUGGGCUCGGAAACUGUACUUACUACACCUGUCUGAUGCAGGGGGUAAAGCGGGACUCGUCAGGCGUGCGAGAUACUGCCUUACCUUUGUCCUGUCUUCUACUCCAACGCCAACAAGCUAAGGUCAACGUAUUCGCCGUCCUCGACGCCGCAGAGGACGCCUAG
This is a messenger RNA of Fusarium verticillioides 7600, 582 nucleotides long. RefSeq lists its product as hypothetical. Bases 1 to 582 code for a protein of 193 amino acids. Gene Ontology annotation, molecular function: metallopeptidase activity. Lineage: Eukaryota; Fungi; Ascomycota; Sordariomycetes; Hypocreales; Nectriaceae. The record is from RefSeq and is a predicted model, not a curated record. The transcript is spliced from 2 exons.